CAAUAACAAAUCAAAUUCAUGCAAUAAUCUCAAUUACACUUAUCCAAAAUCUGCCAUUUCCACUUUAACAAUCCAACUAUAAAUUUGACACAAUGUGAUGAAGGAAGGAGCAUCAGAAUUCAUUCUUUCAGAUGGGUUUUCCUUUCCGUUUUCGUUUUCCAGUCAUAAUCAUGGCAAUAGUCGUCGUGUUAAUCAGACGAGUAAGUCUCGUCCAAGGGGAUAUAGGCACCGCGACUUCAUACAAUCCUCCAUACACACCUACCAAGUGCCAUGGCAAUAGGCAGGAUCAAUUCCCACCAGGAAAUCUGUUUGUAUCAGUGAACGAGGGAUUGUGGGACAAUGGAGCAUCAUGUGGCAGGCGAUACAGAUUGAAGUGCUUAAGUGGACGAAAUAACAGGCCAUGCAAGGAGGGAACCAUAGAUGUUGUGGUGGUCGAUUUUUGCUCGAGAAGGCCAUGUCCAUCGACCAUGGUCUUGUCUAACGAUGCUUUUGCAGCUGUUUCGCAUUCUCCCAAAGCUAAAAUCAACAUUGAAUACAUCCAGGUUUAAUCUGCAGGAUUCACAAUCAGCUUCAUAGAUAGGAAAAAUUUUAAACUAUGUUAUUAUGUACUGCUCUCCAGUAAUUACUUAUUUUAAGAAUAUAUCCAACUUUUAGUAU
Olea europaea var. sylvestris is the source of this 657-nucleotide messenger RNA. Its product is annotated as EG45-like domain containing protein 2. The record is from RefSeq and is a predicted model, not a curated record. NCBI's taxonomy places the organism in Eukaryota, Viridiplantae, Streptophyta, Magnoliopsida, Lamiales, Oleaceae. Bases 132 to 548 code for a protein of 138 amino acids. The transcript has 3 exons.